AUGGCUGCCAAAGUGUUUGAGUCCAUCGGAAUGUUUGGCCUGGUGUUAUCAGUUGCAGGAGGUGUGGAGAACUCUGCUUUACAUAACAUGGAUGCUGGACACAGAGCUGUCAUCUUUGAUCGAUUCCAUGGCGUACAGGAUAUUGUGGUAAGGGAAGGGACUCACUUUCUCAUCCCUUGGAUACAGAAGCCAAUUAUUUUUGACUGCCGCUCUCAACCACGGAAUGUGCCGGUCAUCACUGGUAGCAAAGACUUGCAGAAUGUCAACAUCACACAACGCAUCCUCUUCCAGCCAGUGGUCGGCCAGCUUCCUCAUAUCUACACCAGCAUUGGCAAGGACUAUGAUGAGCGGGUGCUGUCCUCUAUCACCACAGAGAUCCUCAAGUUGAUGGUGGCUCGAUUCAAUGCUGGAGAAUUGGUUACCCAGCGAGAGCUGGUCUCCAGGCAGGUGAGCGAUGACCUCAUAGAGCGAACAGCAACAUUUGGGCUCAUCCUGGAUGACGUGUCCCUGACACAUCUGACCUUCGGAAAGGAGUUCACAGAGGCGGUGGAAGCCAAACAGGUGGCUCAACAGGAAGCAGAGAGAGCCAGAUUUGUAGUGGAAAAGGCUGAGCAGCAGAAGAAGGUGGCCAUCAUCUCUGCUGAGGUUGACUCCAAAAUAGCUGAGCUGAUUGCCAACUCGCUGGCCACAGCAGGUGAUGGCCUAAUGGAGCUGCGAAAGCUGGAAGCUGCUGAGGACAUCGCUUACCAGCACUCCAGCUCUCGGAACAUCACCUACCUGCCGUCCGUGCUCCUCCAGCUUCCCCAGUGA
Rattus rattus (black rat) is the source of this 810-nucleotide messenger RNA. Its product is annotated as prohibitin-like. Gene Ontology annotation, cellular component: membrane; mitochondrion. Gene Ontology annotation, biological process: mitochondrion organization. The record is from RefSeq and is a predicted model, not a curated record. Lineage: Eukaryota; Metazoa; Chordata; Mammalia; Rodentia; Muridae.